This is a messenger RNA of Microthlaspi erraticum, 846 nucleotides long. The record is from the annotation of a GenBank genome assembly. Lineage: Eukaryota; Viridiplantae; Streptophyta; Magnoliopsida; Brassicales; Brassicaceae.
AUGUCCUCUCAAGCGCCCAACACACCAUCCCAUCUCAUUCCAUCUGCAUCUCACCCAUCCCACCUCACCACACUUGCAUUCCAUCACUACCAUCAUUCCACUGCAUUCACCAUUCUUCAAAAAAGGAGUUAUAGCCAAAAGAGUGAAGGCUGCUCCAGACGGCCAUAUCGAGAAUCAGCGCCGAACGCGCAGUCCGGCUGGCCGAGGAACGAUGUUCCGCGCUCGGCCAAAACCGUCGUCCGACUGAUGUCUCGGCCAAAGUUCAAGCCAUCGGCCGAUCACGCAUACGACCCGGGAAACAUUGUCCCGCGGUCGGCCAAGCUUCAAGCAACCACGCCACGCCGCGCACGACCAAGCGCGCGAGCCGGGAAACAAAGCCUCGCGGCCGCGCAACCGUUCGCGUACCACGGCCGAUGCACUCGUCCGACCGGGGAAGAUCGACCCACGUCCGGCCGAGAUCUUUUCCAGCGAAUGCCAUCACUUUCGUGUGGGGAGUCGCCUAAGGACUUACAAGCCAGGGCCUUUAAAUACAAGAGGAUUAGGUUUAGGGUCAAAGGAAAGUCAAGGGGGAAGCAACAUUUUUCGGGUUUGACUUUGACUUCUCAGCUCGAUCGAGUUGAAGCUUGGCCGGUCGAGUUGAGGAACUCGACCGGUUGGUCGAGUAGACGGUCGAGCUGGUCUUCAAGAUGGCUUCUCCCUUCUUCCUUUGCGUAUCCAGUUGAGCUGCUCCAUGUGCCAAGUCCCUCCAUGCUCCUUAUGUCCCAUAUGCUCCAGAAUGCUCCAAAAGACCUAUUUCAAAGGACCAAACAUGCAUAUGUAUGCAAAUGCAACCUAAAACUAACAUGA